Molecule: messenger RNA, 1308 nt
Organism: Mesoplodon densirostris (Blainville's beaked whale)
Lineage: Eukaryota; Metazoa; Chordata; Mammalia; Artiodactyla; Ziphiidae
Gene: CDK15
Product: cyclin dependent kinase 15
Exons: 13
Coding region: 1-1308 (435 amino acids)
Biological process (GO): protein phosphorylation
Cellular component (GO): nucleus; cytoplasm; cytosol
Molecular function (GO): cyclin-dependent protein serine/threonine kinase activity; cyclin binding; ATP binding
Source: RefSeq, a predicted model, not a curated record
AUGGGUCAAGAGCUGUGUGCAAAGACUCUGCAGCCUGGAUGCAGCUGCCAUUGCUGUUGGGAGGGAGGCGAUGCACACAGCCAUCAGAGGAGUGCUCCGGAGAUGAUGGAGGCUGCGAUCAAGCUAACAGACCUAAAAGAAGCAUCAUGUUCCAUGACUUCAUUUCACCCCAGGGGACUUCAGGCUGUCCGUGCCCGGAAGUUCAAGAGUAAAAGGCCACGGAGUAACAGCGAUUCUUUUCAGGAAGAGGAUCUGAGUCAGGGUUUUCAGUGGAGGAAGAGCCUCCCCUUUGGGGCAGCCUCAUCUUACUUGAACUUGGAGAAGCUGGGUGAAGGUUCUUACGCUACAGUUUACAAGGGCAUUAGCCGGAUAAAUGGACAACUAGUGGCUUUAAAAGUCAUCAGCAUGAAUACAGAGGAAGGAGUCCCAUUUACAGCCAUCCGGGAAGCUUCUCUGCUGAAGGGUUUGAAACAUGCCAAUAUUGUGCUGCUCCAUGACAUUAUCCACACCAAAGAGACACUGACAUUCGUUUUUGAAUACAUGCACACAGACCUGGCUCAGUAUAUGUCUCAGCAUCCAGGAGGGCUUCAUCCUCACAAUGUCAGGCUUUUCAUGUUUCAACUUUUGCGGGGCCUGGCGUACCUCCACCACCAACACGUUCUCCACAGGGACCUGAAACCUCAGAACUUACUCAUCAGUCACCUGGGAGAGCUCAAACUGGCUGAUUUUGGUCUUGCUCGGGCCAAGUCCAUUCCCAGCCAGACAUACUCUUCAGAAGUUGUGACUCUCUGGUACCGCCCUCCUGAUGCCUUGCUGGGAGCCACUGAAUAUUCCUCUGAACUGGACAUAUGGGGUGCAGGCUGCAUCUUUAUUGAAAUGUUCCAGGGUCAACCCUUGUUUCCUGGGGUUUCCAACAUCCUUGAACAGCUGGAGAAGAUCUGGGAGGUGCUGGGAGUCCCUACAGAGGAUAGCUGGCCUGGAGUUUCCAAGCUACCUAACUACAAUCCAGAAUGGUUCCCACUGCCUAAGCCUCAGAGCCUUCAGAAUGUCUGCAACCGGUUAGGCAGGGCUCCGGAAGCUGAAGACCUGGCCUCCCAAAUGCUGAAAGGCUUUCCAAGAGACCGUGUCUCCGCCCAGGAAGCACUGGUUCACAAUUAUUUCAGGGCCCUGCCUGCUCAGCUGCACCAACUUCCUGAUGUGGAGUCUUUAUUUACAGUUUCAGGAGUGAGGCUAAAGCCAGAAAUGUGUGACCUUUUGGUCUCCUACCAGAAAGGUCACCACCUAGCCGGGUUUAGCAAAUGCUGGUGA